AUGGCAGAAUCCUCAAACAAGAUGAUGAAACUUACUCAAAAAAUUCCUGACGAUAUGGUGGAACACAUCAUCUCCAUGUUUCUUCCAAUCAAAUCUCUUUUACGAAACCGUAUUCUGUCCAAAAGAUUUGUGAAUACAAAUAUACAAUCUCGUAACCUCGAUUUCAGUGGCAUAUUGUCUAGAAGAAGAAGUCAGUUAGAAGCUGUAAGUAUCAUCGAAGAAGUGUUUAAUAAAUAUAAAGGAUCCGAUAUUCACAGAUUUGUUUUGCUUAUCACUCAUCUUGGAGUAGAAGAUAAAAUCAUCUCGUGGAUCAAUACAUGCUUUGGUAAAAAUAUACAAGAGAUUUUCUUAGAUUUCUCCAAAUCUAAGAAAGUUAUGGAGAUCCCGAUCAAUUUCUCGGCCGUGGAGACUCUUCAAGAUUUGAAGCUGCGAUCGUGUAAGUUUGAAAUGCUAGAAAAUUCUCCAAAAGGUUUAAGACUCUUGAGGACACUCUCACUUAUGCGGACUGAGGUGAUGAAAGAAACAAUAGAUGCAGUUUUUAGCAAUUGCAUCCACCUCGAGUCGCUAGAACUAAUCGAAUGCAGGAUGGAUGGCCUGUUGAGCAUCCAUGCUCAGAAUCACAAGAAAUUCAAGUUGCUGAUUUUGUCGUCUAUACAAGAUCUUUGGGACAUCAUUUUGGAUGCACCCUCGUUAGAAAAUUACAAGUAUAACGGAUAUGCUAUUGGAUUUAACUUUGUGAGACCAUACACACUCAAAGAGGCAAAUCUCCAUUAUAAUCGGAAUUUUAGUCGACGUUAUUACGAUCCAUCUAACUUGGUGCUUAAUAACAUGAAUUUUUUAACAAGAGUUUUUGUCCUCACAACAACAACCAUCUUUCUUGAGGCUCUCACGAAAAAAUACGUAGGAGGAGGAAAACUAGAAAAAUGGCCUUUCAAGUUUGAAAACUUAACAAAAUUCCAUAUUUCCUUCAAAGCUCCAACGUUUUGUACUCUUUUUGACAUCGCUGAAUUCCUCAAAGAGUGCCCUAAACUCGAACAUGUUGCGAUCGAUAUUUACAAUUUCACUUUCGAACCUCAAUUGCCUUUAUGGGAGAGUCAUCAUAAGGAUCAGAUCCAGAAUGACUCAAAAAACAACUAUGUAUUGAAGUUUCUCAAGAAAGUCAAGAUCUUUGGCUAUAAAGGUCACUCACAUGAGCUUGAUAUAGUAGAAUUCUUUGUCAAGAGCGCACCAUCUCUAGUGAAAUUGAGAUUAGUGAUGCCUAAAAACGCAAAAGACAAUGCUCACGCACCAGAUAAUGCAAGAAUAGAGGUCAUUAGAAACAUAUUCUCAGGGAUUAAAGUUACCGAAGUUUAAAAUCAAGUUAUGCCCAACCAUGCCAAGAUAUCAUAUAACUUUUGAUGUGUUUGAAAAAUCAGAACUAUGAUAUGUGAUGUUUUUUCUUCU
This is a messenger RNA of Capsella rubella, 1443 nucleotides long. RefSeq names its product FBD-associated F-box protein At1g61320. The record is from RefSeq and is a predicted model, not a curated record. Lineage: Eukaryota; Viridiplantae; Streptophyta; Magnoliopsida; Brassicales; Brassicaceae.